CCGGGGACGCGCCCCCGGCGGCCCCGAGGACGCGGCCCCAAGCCCAGGGGAGCCGGCCGCCAGGGCCAGGCCGGGGCUUGCGGGGGCGUCACUCGGGAGCAGGGGCUGCCAGGCGGGCGGCGAGAGCCCCGAUGAGACCUUGACCGGAGCCGGCCUUCGCGGCGGGGCGCAGAGCGGGGCUGGGGGGUCGCCUUCCUGGCCUGCCGCGCCAUGGCUGCGCCCGAGGUGUGUGAUGGGAGCCGGGCGGCCUCCACCCUCCGCUACUGCCUGACACUCAGUGGCACGGUGCUUCUGGUGGCGGGGACCCUCUGCUUCGCCUGGUGGAGUGAAGGGGAUGCAGGCGCCCAGCCUGGCCAGCCGGCCCUGCCCACUGGGCACCCCGUGCCCGAGGCUCCCAGGCCCCUGCUCAGGGCGGUCAGCUUCUUCUGCUGCUCAGUGGGUGGCCUGCUGCUGCUCUGCGGCCUGCUGUGGUCCGUCAAGGCCAGCGCAGGGGGGCAGCCCCGAUGGGACCCAUAUCGUCUCUCCAGGGACCUGUACUACCUCACUGUGGACCCCUCAGAGGAGCGCUGCAGGACCCUACCGCCAGUCGCCGUCCCCACCUAUGAGGAGGCCAUGCGCUGCCCACCCGCGGACCCGGACAGGGGAGGACGGCCUGAGGGGCGGUGUGCACCGCCCACCCGCAGCCCCGGGGGGACGGCCUGAGGGGUGAUGUCCCCGGGGCCCCCUGUGCAGCAUCAAGAGCGGCCUGUCUGCCUAGCCGCCUAGCGGGCCGGGGCGCUCAGGGGCACCCGCUGUGUGGGCGGGUCCACCUCUCUGCCUUUGCUGCAGGACACACAGCCCGCAAUAAACCGGCUCCGUCCCC
Molecule: messenger RNA, 862 nt
Organism: Equus caballus (horse)
Lineage: Eukaryota; Metazoa; Chordata; Mammalia; Perissodactyla; Equidae
Gene: TMEM61
Product: transmembrane protein 61
Source: RefSeq, a predicted model, not a curated record